UGUGUGUUUGUAGCAAGUGGCGACAACUGGCGAAGAAGCUUUUGCCUAAUUUGUUCUACUUGUCUAGGGUAACUUUGCGUCACUUUUACCGUCGUGCAAUUUUUUGUCCUUCUCAAGUACCCAAUCCUUGUGGAAAAGUAGCUUAACACUCCUAGGAAGAGUGGUCGUUGCCAAUCCUGCGGCAGGAAAGCUUACCUUCGUUCUGACGAAGUACUUGCGAGGAAUGUCAAAAGCUGCAUCAGCUCAAGAAUUAUUAAAGCGGCUGAUUCCGCCAGCCCAAGAAGCUUUCGCACGCCUUCAGGCUUGCAAACGAAAAGUGAUUUGGGGAGACAAUCAAAUUACACUGAGAGUGCGGCAGUAUCCAAAGAGCAAAGACGAGCGGGUAUCCUUGGUCAUGCCACAAUGGCAUAAAGUCCACUUAUAUAGCGAGGUGCUCGACCGGAAAGUACCCCUGACCAUGACUAACUCGACGCUCAGGAUGAUCGAGGAUAUGGGUGGCCUUGACUCCUAUUUGCUGAAGACCCCCGAGUCAAAGCUUAAAAGUGACACGGCGUCUGCUCUGAAGUGGGAGGUCUUGACCACGCUACGGCGGAAGCGCUACCUGGAGUGGGUGGCGAAAAAUGGCAGCCCGAAAUGACGGUGUAAUAAGCGCAGACUCCUCCGCUCAUACCACUGGGAGCGUUGAAGACGGGCUUUCCUUAAGUGGUUCUCGUGGAGUGCCAAGUUAGGGGGUUUGUUUGGAGAAAGCGAGUAUACAGGCGAAGGCUUGCGGUGGUGGCUGCCCCACAUUCCAGUUUUGCUGAGCUAUCUUGCUGAGCUGGUAACAAUGUGGGAUGGGUAAGGGACACGACGGGAGUGUCAAUGUAACGGAACUCGACGU
Molecule: messenger RNA, 880 nt
Organism: Volvox carteri f. nagariensis
Lineage: Eukaryota; Viridiplantae; Chlorophyta; Chlorophyceae; Chlamydomonadales; Volvocaceae
Exons: 3
Coding region: 224-637 (137 amino acids)
Molecular function (GO): structural constituent of ribosome
Source: RefSeq, a predicted model, not a curated record